AAUUGAGAAGUUUUCUGUGGAUCAGCAAUAAAACAGAUACAAACAAAAAUGAAUUCUACAUUUCCUUUUAUUCAUAGCUGUGACCUCAAUCAAAAAUUGCAGAUAAAAAUAGGAACCCUGGAAGGAGAACGACAAGCGCAGCCAUAUGAAAAAUUAUUGCAACAGCCAAUUCUCAAGUUUUCCGGACUUAAUUCGGAAAAGUGCCCUCCACUUAAAGUAAGUGUUCAAAUAUACGACGAUGGUAGAAGGGUUGGUCUUCCGGUUACCUCUUCCUAUAAGAGCUUCUUGACUAGAUGGAGCUGGAACGAAUGGCUGACAUUGCCAGUGCUAUUCAGUGACCUGUCUCGUCGUUCGGUACUGGCAAUAACAAUAUAUGACUGUGUAUGGAGUUAUAAUGAUGCAACAAUUGUUGGUGGUACAUCUAUAUCUUUGUUUGGAAAAACAGGAGUAUUCCGUCAGGGUUUAUAUGAUCUGAAAAUUUGGACAGAAGAAGAAGCUGACGGUAAUUAUCGUCCGAAGACUCCCGGGAAAUGCAACGACUCAUACAACAAUCAAAUGCAGAGGCUGUCCAAGCUAGCAAAAAAGCACAGAAACGGGCAGAUCGAAAAGGUGGAUUGGCUAGAUCGACUAACCUUCAGAGAAGUCGAGGUGAUCAACGAAAGAGAAAAACGGGAUUCUGAAUUUCUUUACCUAAUGGUAGAAUUUCCACAUAUAACUGCAGGAGAUAAAACGUGCUCUGUUGUAUACUAUGAACCAGAUGGUGAUAAUAAGUUUCUGUUUGUUUCCAAACCCAAAUUGGUAACUGUUCCUGACACUGAGAUAUUACAAGACAAUUUAGUCGAACGGAAACAUCAUCGCUUGUCGCGAUCAGCUAGAUCGGGUUUAUCUGAUCGGGAUGCAAAACCUACGGCAAGUGUACGUGAUUUACUGCAUUCCAUCGUUCACCGAUAUUCUCCAACAUCCAUUUUAAGUAGCGAAGAACAGGAUUUGAUAUGGAAGUAUCGCUUUUAUCUGAGCACUCAAAAAAAAGCUUUAACCAAGUUUUUGAAAUGUAUUAAUUGGGAGACAGGCACAGAAGUCCGACAAGCGUUGGCUCUACUGGCUAAAUGGGCGCCCAUGGAUGUGGAAGAUGCGUUAGAACUAUUGAACUCAUCGUUCAACCAUCCAACAGUAAGACGUUAUGCGAUAUCAAGGUUGGACCAAGCAAUGGAUGGCGAUUUAUUGCUAUAUCUACUUCAACUCGUACAGGCGCUUAAAUAUGAACAUUUUGAAGACAUUAUCAACUCUCACAAUAAUCUCUCGUUAGAUAAAGAAAUACUGAAACCAGUUGAAGAUAACCAUGUGGAAACCAAUUUAGAAGUAUUUAAUGAAUCUGAUGGGAGAACGUCCAUUUAUGAUGAAGCCAACCACGAGGUGAGGGGGUCAACAUCCACAAAGAACACCGACAAUAUUUCGAUCCCGAAUGAUUCAAAUAUAAAUCACUGCGAGGAUGUAUCAGUACCUUGUAAUCUUGCAAUGUUUCUCAUUCAACGAGCAUGUAAAAAUUCAACAUUGGCCAAUUACCUGUAUUGGUACUUGUCAAUAGAGUGUGAGGAAGAAACAGUUCGGAAGCAAGAUGAACGUGUUCGAAAAAUGUAUCGUACGGUUCUACAAUUAUACCUUCGACAGCUUUCAACAGGAACCCCUGAAUUAAGAACCAUACACCGCAGUCUGAAAGAGCAACAAAAGUUUAUCGACAGUCUUGUAAAACUUAUAAAAAUUGUGGCCAAAGAACCAGGGAAUCGCAAGAAAAAGACCGAAAAAUUCCAAAUGUUGCUUUCUGACACUGAUGCAUUGAAAAUUAAUUUCACUAAAUUCGAACCGUUAUCAUUUCCUCUAGAUCCGUUUGUGCGUAUUCGUGGAAUUGUAGCAGAAAAAGUGACACUUUUUAAAAGUGCCUUAAUGCCAUCAAAACUAACAUUUUUGACAACUGGUCCAACGGAGUAUGUUGCAAUAUUCAAGCACGGCGAUGAUUUACGACAGGAUCAGCUUAUAUUGCAAAUGAUCACAUUGAUGGACAAGUUGCUACAAAAGGAAAAUCUAGAUUUGAAACUCACACCGUAUCGCGUACUUGCUACUAGUUCCAAGCAUGGGUUUAUGCAAUAUAUUGAUUCGAUAACAGUUGCCGAAGUUCUGAAUGCCGAGGGUAGCAUUUUGAACUUUUUCCGUAAACAUCAUCCGUGCGAAACAGGACCAUACGGAAUAGUUUCCGAUGUAAUGGAAACAUAUAUAAAAAGCUGUGCUGGCUAUUGUGUGAUUACUUACUUAUUAGGCGUUGGGGAUCGUCAUUUGGACAACUUACUUCUGACCAAUUAUGGUAAGUUAUUUCACAUCGAUUUUGGCUAUAUUUUAGGCAGAGAUCCCAAGCCGAUGCCUCCACCAAUGAAACUGAGUAAGGAAAUGGUAGAAGCAAUGGGCGGUCUGAAUUCUGAAUACUAUCAAGAAUUUAGAAAACUAUGCUAUACCGCUUUUCUUCACCUUCGGCGACAUGCCAACGUUAUGCUGAAUUUAUUUGGUUUGAUGGUAGAUGCAUCCAUUCCGGAUAUUGCCUUAGAACCCGACAAGGCUGUUAAAAAGGUAGAAGAUAAUUUACGUUUGGAUCUAUCCGAUGAAGAAGCUGUGCAACAUUUACAAAAUUUACUUGACCUUUCAAUAACGGCCGUGAUGCCAGCUUUAGUGGAACAGAUUCACAAAUUAGCUCAAUAUUGGCGAAAAUAAUUAUAUUCAUGUAUAUUUAGUCAUCAUCAUAGAGAUUUUCAGAAAUAU
Ochlerotatus camptorhynchus is the source of this 2805-nucleotide messenger RNA. RefSeq names its product phosphatidylinositol 3-kinase catalytic subunit type 3-like. The transcript has 13 exons. Lineage: Eukaryota; Metazoa; Arthropoda; Insecta; Diptera; Culicidae. Gene Ontology annotation, molecular function: 1-phosphatidylinositol-3-kinase activity. Gene Ontology annotation, biological process: phosphatidylinositol-mediated signaling; endocytosis; autophagosome assembly. The coding region runs from base 49 to 2757 and encodes 902 amino acids. The record is from RefSeq and is a predicted model, not a curated record. Gene Ontology annotation, cellular component: membrane; phosphatidylinositol 3-kinase complex, class III, type II; endosome.